UGACUCCUGUCAUUUUUAGCGAACAGAAAUUCGCAUUUUCUGCUUCCUUGCCCAAAAUAUAUAUAAAAAAAUUGCCGGCAUUUUUUAAAUAAGUGAGAAUUUUAAUUGUGUUAUUCAUUAGAAAUCAAAAGAGCAUCUUUUAACCGGCUUCAUUGUUGUCCGCAAGUAUCCCGUUUGGGUUGAAAAUGGCUUCGAUCGCGAAAAAAGUGAAAAAAUCCGACGACGCGCUUGAGGACGAAUCGGAAGCGUUGGAGGCAAUCGACAGCUGCCAAAACGAAAUCGAUGCCCUCAACGAGAAAGCCAGCGAGGAAAUCCUCAAAGUCGAGCAAAAGUACAACGGACUGCGGAAGCCCCACUUUCAGAAGCGAAACGAAAUCAUCAAGCGCAUUCCGAGUUUCUGGGUGACGGCCAUCGUGAACCAUCCGCAGAUAUCCGGUAUCCUCGAGGAAGAGGAAGAAGAGUGUUUGCAGUUCAUGGAGAAACUAGAGGUGGAGGAAUUUGAGGACAUCAAGAGCGGCUAUCGCAUUCACUUUUACUUUGACGAGAAUCCGUAUUUCGAAAACAAAGUACUGACAAAGGAGUUCAAUCUGGGCACAAGUGGCGAAUCUCCUGUUUCAACCAGCACGGCCAUCAAGUGGAAACCGGAUCGCGAUCUGACCAAGAUGUUGCCAAAGAAGGCGAUGGCUAACCGGCGGAAGCGCGGUCUAGAGUAUCGAACAUUUUUCGACUGGUUCACCGACAAUAAUGAUCCGAUUAACGAUGACAUUGCCGAACUGAUCAAGGACGAUCUGUGGCCAAAUCCGCUCCAGUACUAUCUGGUGCCGGACAUCGAGGUGGAACCGGAAGCGGAAGAGGACGGCGGUGAAGAAGACUUUGGUGACGAUGGCGAGGGCGAGGAAGAAGAGGACGAGAUCGAAGAUGAGGAAGAGGAGGCCUAAGAGGCAAGUUUAUUUUGUGAGGAUCGAAAUCAUUGUGGAUCAACAGUUUAUACUACUUUUGCUGUCAACGUGGGUAAGCAUAAAGGCAAUUAUUUAUUACUAAAUUCAAUGGUAGAGACCCAAUUCUAGAUGUAGUGAAACAGAAUUCCACGAUUGAUCAGAAUUUCGUAUAUUAUGUUAUAAAAUUGCUUUGACGUUGAUCUGGAAUUAGUACAGCUCCAGAAUCGUUUUAUAGCAAUAGAAUACCAUAGAAUAUUGUGUUUUAACAGCAGCACCCAUUACCCUAUAAAAUACAAUUGACGCGAAUCAAACAUUUAAGGAUGACUAUAGCUACUUAUGUAGUUUGGAGAUUAACGCGACCGAAACAGGAAUUAAGACAAAGCAUAUAAAGUAUUAUUGGAUGAAAAUGGUACCACAAAUGAACUAUAUACGGCUAAUAAACAAGCACUACUUAAAACUGAGAUCUAAGGAACAAACAAA
Molecule: messenger RNA, 1418 nt
Organism: Armigeres subalbatus
Lineage: Eukaryota; Metazoa; Arthropoda; Insecta; Diptera; Culicidae
Gene: Set
Product: protein SET
Exons: 2
Coding region: 186-938 (250 amino acids)
Biological process (GO): nucleosome assembly
Cellular component (GO): nucleus; chromatin
Molecular function (GO): histone binding; chromatin binding
Source: RefSeq, a predicted model, not a curated record